Molecule: messenger RNA, 1544 nt
Organism: Pelagomonas calceolata
Lineage: Eukaryota; Pelagophyceae; Pelagomonadales; Pelagomonadaceae
Source: the annotation of a GenBank genome assembly
CGUAUUUAUAAAACAGGAGAGCGUACGGUCGUAUCGAGGCAAAUCGCUGCAUUCCGCAGCCCAAAAUAUUGAUGCGAUGCGCCUGCGCUCGCUUCCUUUGACGAAGCUGCCAUCUGUAUCUAGAACAAGGGCAGCCAUCUCAAGGAGGGCAGCCUCUUCAUCGACCUUCACGCGCCGUAGCGCUGCGAAAUUCGCAUCGGACUUCGACCACCAUGCUCCUGGCAUUGCACGGCUGAAUCACGGCUCGUUUGGGGCCACGCCCGCGCCGGUUCUAGCAGCGACGGAGGCUUGCCGUGCGCGCUGGCUCGCGCAACCGGACGAGGACUACUUUUCGGGAGCGCUCGACGCCGACUUGCAAGAGGCGACGGCCGCCGCGGCCGACGCGAUCGGCGCUCCGGCUGAGGAGACUUCACUCGUGGAGAACGCGACAGUGGCUGCCGCGAUCGUCUUCCGGCGCUGGUGUCAGCUGGACGGCACGGUCCUGCUGCCUGCGAACGCCUACGGCGGCGUCAAGGCCUCGGCGCUCGCGGCCUUCGGCCCGCAGCGCGUCAAGGAGUGGCCGUUUCCCUUCCCGGGCACGACGCAUGCGCACAUUCUGGACUGGCUCGACCAAGCACUGAAACAGCACGACCCGCGCUACGUAAUCAUCGAUCAUGUUUCGUCGCAACCGGCUGUUGUCUGCCCCGUCGCCGAGAUGGUGGCGCUCUGUCGGCGCCGCGGCGUCGCUGAAGUUGCGGUGGACGGCGCGCACGCCCUGGGGCAGGUUCCAAUUAACGUCGACGCCAUCGGCGCGGACUACUUCUUCUCCAACCUCCACAAGUGGGCGUUCGCGGCGCCGACGGCCACGAUCCUACACUCGCUCCGUGGGCUGCGGCACGUCGUUCCGUCCUGGGGAGCGGGCGACUUCGCGGCGGAGUGUCGCUGGACGGGCACGCGGGACUACGCCGCGAUGCGCGCGGUCCCGGCGGCGUUGGCGUACCUCCGCGACUGGCGGUCGCUCGACGGGCUCGCCACGCCGGAGUUCAAUCGAGUAGGCCUGCGGCGCGCCGUCGACGAGUUGUCCGCGGCUUGGUCUGUCGACGCGCCGUACCACGAGGAGUGUCUCGGAUCCAUGGGUAUGGUGCGCUUACCCGCGGGCCUCGACUUAUCUCGGGACGUACCGGGGCAGCCCGUCGGCCCCGACUCCGUCCGAUCGCGGCUGCGCGACGGCCUGUGUGGAAAUCAAAAUUUUACGGCGCGUUCGUGCUGAAUCUUCGCGUCGUCCUCCACGCCAUCGACGCGCCGCCUGCUCGAUGGCGUGGCGAUGCCGGUUCCUCAUCGCUCGACAGAGCCAGCACGGCCGCGUCAUCGUCGAGAAAUGACUUAGUGAAGAAUUGUCGGGUGCACCCGACACAUGGGUUGAUUUCCACACAGGCGACGGCUAUGGGGUCGAGGCGGCCGUCGGCGGCUUCCCGGAUGGAGGCUUCCUCCGCCUCUCGCACGCGGUAUAUACGUCGGACGACGAUCUAGAGCGGCUGCGCGACGCCGUCCUCGAGCUUGUGUGA